GACCGUCGCUAACAGGAAGAAGAGGAAACUACUUCCGGGUUUGGAGAGUAAACGCGGAUCCACGUGAGUUAUUAAGUAUCAAAACGGACGUGAUCUUCGUUUCCGAAAAGUGUGGACCUAAAUCCAAAGAGAUCGCCGUUGACAAGGCGAAGCGACUGGCCCUGCAAAGAGACAUUGAUCAACAGUCCCAGCCCAGGCAGCUAGCCAAACCCUUGACCAGCCAGGGGUCUGUUCCUGUGGAGAGACCAGUGGGAAGGAUGAAGAUGGAGGAGGAGAAGAGUGAGCAGAUUUUUAUUAAGAAGAAGAAGAAGAAACCCACAAAAGGACAAGUCUCUCUGCCUGAAAUGAAACAUGUUACUGUUGAUGAUGGGAGCAUAGCAGAGGUGAAAAAGGAAAAGAAGAAGGGUAAAAAAGAUGAUGUAAUUGAUAUAGAUGGGGAGUCCUUGGAUGGAAGUGGUGAACCGAACGAGAAGAAGAAAAAGAAGAAGAGGAAAAUUGAUACUGAAUCUCUGAAUGGUUCUUGUGUCAAGAAAGGAAAUGACAAAGAAGUCAGCAAGAAGAAGAAGAAGCAGCUGGAAACUGCACAGCUCAGUUCAGUAAAAGAAGUGGAAGAGAAACAGAAGAAGGUGAAGAAUGUAAAAAAUAAGUCUGUUCAAAUUAAACCACAAAAUGUAAACCAGGAGGAAGAACAACAAGCUGAGAAGGAUGAAUUGCCAAAGAAAGCCAAGAAGAGAAAACACAUUUUAGUUGUAACUACAGAGAAAAAUGAGGAGCAAGUUAAAGAAAAGAAGAAGAAGAAGAAAAAGAAAACCACCGAUGAGGAAACCACUGAAGGACGUAUUACAAAAAAGAAGAAAUCAGCUAAAAUGAAAGUGACUGAGAAUGGAGUGAAGUUAGGAACACCAGAGGGAGAGACUUGUGGGGUUGAAGAGGUAAAAGUGAAAAAGAAGAAUAAAAAGGGAGCCAAUGCUAAAGAAGAUGAAAAUAAAUUAGCAACGCCUCUGAUUAAAGGUAACAGCAAAAAGAGCAAAGCGGCGUCAGGCCAAAAGGUAGAGAAAGAUGAUAUGCCAAACAAGAAGAAUAAAAAGUCCACAAAGAGGGAGAUUAUUAUCAUAGAUAAAGAGGAGCCGGAGCUUAAGACAAACGGAAAGAAAGGAAAGGGUAAAGCUUCUGAGGAGGUCAGCGAAGUAGAGGAGAAAGAGCCAAAGAAAAAGAAAAAGGGAAACUCAAAGGGAGGAGAGGAAGAACCAUCAAAACUCAAGUGUGAGGAAGUUGAGGAGCAGAUUAGUGAAACAGUAGCCGGGGACACGACGAGCAAGAAGAGCAAAAAGAAGAAGAACUCCACUAAAAUGGAAAUAAAAGUGGAGACUGUGAGCUUUGGAACUGGUGCAAAGAAGAGGAAGAUUAAAGAAGAGGUGGAAGACCAACAUGAGUCACCCCACAAGGACGUGGUCUUCCUGUCAGAGAAAACUGGAAACACAGAUGAGGUCACCAUCAACCAGGAAAGAAGACAGGCUUUACAAGUGGAGAUCGACAAAGCCUCUCAACCUCACAAACCAAACAGACCCACGGGUCUUGGCCAGUGGGGCACCGCCCAGUUCGACAGCUCUGACCAGCAGCAGAAGUUCCUCCGGUUGAUGGGCGGCUUCAAAAAGGGUUCCCAGCCGGCUGCCGGGAGCAGCGGAGGAGCAAAUACGGCACUGGGGAAGGACGCACAGCAGCAGUUGCAGCAAGGGCUUCUGGGAGAGUUUGAACGCGCUCAAUCGCGCAGAAUGGACUUCAGUAACAGGGGAUCAGGACUUGGGUUCAGUGCACCGGCCAAUAAGAAGUUCUCCAUCGACAUAAAUGCAAGUCGAUCAGUUCGCUUUGAUGAUUGAUCUAAGUGUGUGUGUGUGUGUGUGUGUGUGUGUGUGUGUGUGUGUGUGUGUGUGUGUGUGUGUGUGUG
Molecule: messenger RNA, 1945 nt
Organism: Anoplopoma fimbria (sablefish)
Lineage: Eukaryota; Metazoa; Chordata; Actinopteri; Perciformes; Anoplopomatidae
Gene: knop1
Product: lysine-rich nucleolar protein 1
Source: RefSeq, a predicted model, not a curated record